ACUUCCUGCCCUGGAUUGCUCUCUGUCUAUCAUAAGUCACUUCCCACAAGAAUCCAGACCACAUCAGUGUCAACAAUGUAAAAUCUGCAUCAUUUUUGCACCAGUGCUUUGCUGCUUUAGCAUGGGUGCACCCACCAAGGUGCCCCAGGCACUGAAGCCCCUGGGUGACCUGCAGGGUGGAGGAUGGGUUUAUAGGUGAUAGCCACUUACAGAAGUUGCUCAUGGUACCCAUGCUUUGCAGUGCAGGAGAGUUCAGCUGUCAUUCAGUGAUGUGGAACAUUAAAAUUUCCUCAACAUUUUAAGUAGUUUGGGGACUGGAUCAUUUCCAGGCUCUCUGUGCAGCACCCAACACAACUGGUUGGAUGCUUGACAGGGAUUUCCACACAUAUGCCAAUACCAAUAAAGCAAUAAAACCAUCAAAUAUAAACUACUAUUAAAGAAGAAACUCUGCCCUCUGUGGCUGCUGUGCUGGAGGAUAAGGCAGUCCCUGACAGGCAAUAAAGGCUGCCUGGACCUUUAAGAGCUGCUGUUGCCAGUUCAGCUCUUCCUGGGACCUUUGGAGCAGCGCAGGGUGGAAAGCCUGAGCUGACUGCGUGCGAGGUGAGCUCUGCAUGCCUGAUCUUUAACUGCAUCCUGCAGCUCUGGGUCAGCCCCUCUGGGAAAGCUCCCCCCUGUGAGUCUGCACAGCCUGUGCACAGCCCUGCAGGUGCAUUAGCAAAGCACAAACUACAGGAACCGAGGCUGAGGGCAAAAUGAACAUUCAGGAGUACUUUGGAAGAAUAUCUUACAACAAGCCCCAUAAGGAUGCAGACUUGCAAACCCUGACAGCCAUCUUCCAGCAUCACAUCCACAGCAUUCCUUUUGAGAACCUCAGCAUGCACUGUGGGGAGCCCAUCGAGCUGGAUUUGCAGGCUAUUUACAAUAAGAUUGUGAGAAAGAAACGUGGUGGGUGGUGCCUGGAAACCAACUACCUCCUCUUCUGGGCCUUGCAAGAAUUAGGGUAUGAUGUCUGUAUUCUUGGUGCAAACAGCUAUGAACCAGCACAGAAGGGAUAUGGUGCUCAGAUGAACCAUCUCCUGCUGAAGGUGGUGGUGAAGGGAGAGCCCUACAUAGUGGAUGCUGGGUUUGGUGGGGCCUACCAGAUGUGGCAGCCGCUGAUGCUGAUUUCUGGGAAGGACCAGCCCCAGGUUCCUGGCAUUUUCCGCUUCGUGGAAGACAACGGCACCUGGUACCUGGAGAAAGUCAAAAGGAAGCAUUGCAUUGCUGAGCACAGCAAGGAUGAAUUCCCUCAUACUCCAGAACUGGGGAAUAUCCGAAAAAUACAUAAAUUUACCCUCGAGCCACGGCACAUAGAUGACUUCCAGGAGCUAAAUGCAUACCUCCAAGUGUCUCCAGAUAACCUCCUUCGGAAGAAGUCAAUCUGCAGUCUCCAAACCACCAAUGGGGUCCUUGCCUUGGUUGGAUGGACCCUCAGUGAGAUGAAGUACAACUACACAGAGGACAUGGACCUGGUGGACAUCACAACCCUUACAGAUGAAGAGGUUGAGAAGACACUGAAAGAUAAAUUCAGUAUAGAACUGCAGAACAAACUCGUACCAGUAAACGUUCGUGGCUUGCCACCUAAUUUAGUGGAUAAGAUUUAACUGUAACACUGUGCUAGAUGGAUCUUUAAAUAGCCAAGAAGAAAAUUCUAAAAUUAACAUUAAUUACAAUAAUCUCAUUUUUAACUCGAGCUAGUCACAAAUCUUGGUAAAUUCCAGUACAUUGCUAAUUAACUGCAUAUAUGAAUUGCAUAUUUUUUAUUAAACCUCUCCUUCUUUAGAAACCAAGACAUCUUACUAGCUCUGUUUUGCUCAUAUGGAAGCUGGUUUUUGACUCCUUAACUUUUUGUUCACCUUCUCAAGAACUCAUUUUAUUGCAGAUAUAUUUUGUGGCAAAUGAGACCAAAAUUAUGCAGAAGGAGAGGUUGUGUUACCAUUUUACAGAAAGGACCUCUAAUCUUUUUUGGCAUUAUUUCCAAUCUUUUACAAAUUAUUCACUUCUCUUAACAGUCUUAAAGUUGAGCUGAAUUUGGCUUUUAAAUACUGUAGAAAAAAGAAAGGUUAAGACUUUCUCAAAACAAGCCACCAUUAGGUGCUGAUUAGCUUAUGAAAAGUUGAAAGACUUAAGUCCUGCUCCCUUUGCAGAAACUGACUUAAAGGAAGAUAUUUAUCCAAGGGUACCUAAACCCUCCCCAAAAUCUCUCUAAUUUUGAGUACCUACUUUUUCUGAUUUAUCUGUGUCUCUGAAUUCAAAAUAAAAUCUGUAGAAGAUGAGAUGAUUCAACAGUUCUUAAAAAUCAGGCUUUCGGUAUCAAAACUGGAAAAAAGUUAGAUCAAUCUUUGCACAUUAUAAUCUAAACUUUCGGGACCAAACCUUCAUGUGAUGUCAAGAGGAGAUGAUGGUAUUAUAGAUAAAAUCUUCAUAUUUAUUACAAACAGUAUUCUGCACAAAAGCCACCUUAAAAAGUGUGGAUGCAAAAGAAAGCCCUGGGAAGUGAGGAUGUGCCACCAGUGUGGUUUCACAGCAAGACACCCAUGACACAGAAGCCUUUUCCCUGAUGAUACCUGUGGUACUGUACAGGACGUGCCAUGAAAGAGGGUGACAGAAGAACAUCAGCCAAGGAGAAGUCUUUGAUUCUUGUUUUAAUCAACCACACAGACCUACCUACCUGCCUAAAACUCAGGUGCUUCCCCAGGUGCAGUCUAAUGUGCUCUUUGCCUUUCCCAGAGGCCUCCUCUGAUAUUCCACCUCCAUCCAAUGAAGACGGGACGGGCUUGACCACGGAGAAUUAAAUGAACAGCAAUUAAAUAAACAGCACUGCAAUGCUGUGGAGAUGCAGGAGGCCAGGUUUUAGAGCAGAAAUGCAUUACUUGAUGCAAAUAAAUAUUUGCCAUGGCAUUCAUUAGCUCCACAAUAACUCCCUGCUACAGCUGAGGAGUUGAACAGCUUGAAACGGUUCCUGUGUGGGCAAAGAAGGGCCAUUUGUUCAUCCAUGGAGCUCAG
Molecule: messenger RNA, 3045 nt
Organism: Melospiza melodia melodia
Lineage: Eukaryota; Metazoa; Chordata; Aves; Passeriformes; Passerellidae
Product: arylamine N-acetyltransferase, liver isozyme-like
Exons: 2
Coding region: 753-1643 (296 amino acids)
Molecular function (GO): arylamine N-acetyltransferase activity
Source: RefSeq, a predicted model, not a curated record